AUGGAAAAACGUUCGCUGGGACUGGUACUUGCUUUGGUGACAAUCUUUAUUUCUUUGCCUUUGCUCUUGGCUAAGCCUAACAACAAAAAUAACGGCGACUGUCCAAAACCGAGAGGGAAAGAUUGUACCACAGAAGAGGACAGAGAAAUCAUGAGGUGUUGUCUUGAGAAGUAUAAGAAAGGCUUUGAUGAUGUAAGAGGUCAAGGUUCCCCCUUGCCAGGACAGGAUCCGCCUACCUGCCAAACUGAUCUGGUAAGUUCUCCUUUGUUCAGCAGCGGAUCUGAUUCUUUCCCACCAUGGAGUGUUGUGCCACACGUACCAUGCACUUAGGUCAAUAAUCAGAAGUAAACACAAAUAUCAACUUCACGUUUUGUACGCUAGUAAAUAUACUCAAAACCAUAUCUUUAUAAUAUUAUACAAUUCAAACAACUUGAGCCAGCUUUUGAUGUUAACACACUGAGAAGCUUAUGCAUUUUGAUAAAUAUGCUGUUGCUUUUUAUUGAUUCACCCGGCUAAGAUUCGGUUUCUGAGGCCCCGUACACCGGACGUAUCCGGAUAUUUUUAAAUCAGCAAUUUUUGUUCGCUCAAAAAACGGGGGGCAACGGUGUGUCAUAAACCACUCUGAUUUCAAGAAACGUUGCACUAUUUAUCUUUUGUUAGGAUUUGGCAGAAUGCCUUUCCAAAAGCAAAUGCUACGCAGGGGUUAACAACGCCCUUCGCCUGCUCAUUCUCAAUCAACUCGUCUUCACCAAAAGAGUAAGAAUCUGCCAACAAAAAAAUUUCAGUCGCCUCUUGGAAGAAGCCGAGAAAGGUAAGAUUCAAAUUCUUUCGCCCAGUUCUUUUUGAUUUCUCUAUCUGUGUUUGUAUUGAAUUAGAACGGAAGAAAUGCACAGGUUAAAACGCUUAAAUGAGAAGCACGACCUGUAUAAUAGCCAUCAUAAAGUGUCCUCACAGCUAAAGCUCACCAAAUGAUACACAUACAUACAUUCGUAAGCUGUUUACAGGCAGUCAUAAAUGACAACUGAAGGAGGAUCGUGAGGUUAUCCCUGUAGUAAGAUCUCUCCUUACAGAUACACUAUGUCACUUACCAUCCCAGGAAAGGUUGGCCACACCACCGGGGUCUACAUCCCCUACUCUUUUUGAACAUUGGUGUGGGUUCUUCAACGUCCCACAUGAACAGAUCAAUGAAAGUGCUGUAAGACGGGACCUACCGUUUUUCGUCCUUAUCGGAGAAGACUAGAAAGUCUAACCGUUUGCAGAUGUCAUUACAAAGCCAGCACUUUCUUCUCAGUAAUUAAAAGACCCUGAGUGUUGGUCCGGCCAGUGUUUGAGACCGCGACCUCCCGCUUGGCAUACCGGCGCACUCCCAACAGAGCUAACCAGGCGGCGGUGAAAUGAUACAUAUAAUCAUUUUAACAACGAAACACAACUCGUUUAAAUAUUAGGCAAAUAUAAAAGACAAUACCCGCAUUCAGUCCUGGUCAUAAAUAUCUUGUAUACCGCCAUGCUCACAACCAGCAUAGCAGAUUUUGCGAACAAAACGUUCCAGUGUGGUCGUUGCAAGCUCUUCUUUCCUUUACCUCGCCGCACAGCUUCUUCGGCACCUAUUUCAGUUAUUGCCAAACCCCUGUUAUCCACCUAGAUCUGCAUUCUUCAUCGGAUAUUCUAGCCUCCCAUGCAUAUGUUCUUCGGGGUGUGGGUGGGGGACCUCAGUCAUUUAUUGUUUAUAGUUAAAGAGGCUGGACUCAAAGGACACAUAUAUCCAUAAGUACGAUUUAUAACGGGACCUAUGAACUUCCACAUUGCGAUAAGAAUGGCCACCACUUGCACUCGUUUUUCUCGACGUAGGAAUUGACCAAUAGCACGUAUCACAAGGGAGUUAUUUAGUUCUUACUGCAGCGAUUUUAUGUCAGCGAGCCCCCACAAAAAGGCUGAUCGAGUAAUAACGAGGAAUAGAAAAGGAUAUAUAGCAGAUUGAUCGAAUUUCAAGGAAGUAAAAUAACAGGUGCAGGGGAACUAAUUUUCCCUUCCCAUUCCUGUUAACUACGUGCGUCCCCUUCCGCGCUCGUUAUGGUCACGUUAUUCUCAGUGAUAUUUUCCCGAUGUUCCUUACCAACGAGCUGGUACAAACUGGGUAAGAAAUGAUAUGCCUUUUAUUGUCAUGUCAUCACUUAAUAACAAACUAAUAUGAUUCCGAGCAUUAUGAGUCCCACAUUCAUACGAAAAGAAAAAACAACAACAAACAACAACAACAACAACAACACUGGCAGCUGUCUUUCAAGUUUUCCUACACAAUGCAAUCCCUUUUAUUCAAAUAAGUAAUGGCUAACUGCUUUCAUCACUUUUUUCUCUGUCAGAACAUUUAACGGGACUGAGCAAUAUCAAGGAAAUGGGUACGUACACUAUAAAAAGAACACGUGUAGAACAAUUGUAAACAGAGAAAAAAGUUACAACAACAGCUGCUAUGGUCAGGUAUCGUGUCCUCCGCAGUCUCUAGAAUCUGUAUAUGUUCACUGCUAAUUCUAUGCAAGUCGUAGUUGUCAGUUAAGUAUUGCGUCUCCCCGGUGCAGCCUCCAUGCAUUCUAUCGUUGCACUCCGAAGUCUCUAGAAUUUGUAUAUUUUCACUGCUAAUUUUAUGCACGUCGUCGUUGUCAGUUGAGUAUUGCGUCUCGCCGGUGCAGCAUCCAAGCUUUCUGUCUUUGCCGUUUGUCUUUCUUCGCAUUGCUACACAAUCGGUAAGAUUUGUACUUCCUACGGGCGAUCCCGCAACUAUUUGAAGGAUUGUUUUUGAUUAGCUGGGAAGACAAUAGGGAUUGUCACAUAACAAUGCCCCUAUCCCUGAAAACAAUACGAAGUGCAGAUUAAAGGGGACCAGUGAAAAAAGAGGUUUAGAACGGUGCAGGUCUACUGCUUGCUAGUGCCUCUUUCUUUCAUAAGUUCGUUUUACUUAUUUUUAUUUUUCUAUUAAUUUCUGUUUAGCAAACCUCUAUUUGUCACCAGGAGAAGCGUUUGCGAAGCGGCAAUCUUUGAUCCUUGUACAGCGAUAUGAGUAUCAAUAAAAAUCAGUUAUACGGUUUGCCGUGACAACAACUGUAAUUUUGAUUAACUGACGUAGGCGAGUUUUUCUAAAAUUCAACAUGUCUAGUUGAUGUUGUUAUUUUUAGCGGAAUCUUUCAAUCAUACACUUCUGUAAUUUCUUUAACCAUUAAUACGUAUUGUUUUAUUGAGAAACGAUGUAAUAAACAUGUCACGAGCACGGGACAAAGAAAUAAUCUGAGUUCCCGACAGGAAUUGAACCUAUGACCUCUGUACACGGGUCUUAUGCUCUAACCACUGAGCUACGAAGGACUCGUGGCGAGCUGGGCCAUAUACAAGGUUCAUGUAUGACAUGCGUCCUGCGUACUACUAGGAUAUCAAAAAAAUGUCGAAAUCGUCAUGUGGGUGAUGAAUAAAGAAUGAUGAUAAAUUUUAAGCUCGGUAAAGAAAUGAGGAAUGAUAUAAUCAACAUGUCACGAGCACGGGACAAAAAUAAAAUCUGACUCCCCGACAGAAAUUGAACGUGUAACCUUCCGUACACCGGUCGGAUGCUCUAACCACUGAGCUACGAAGGACUCGUGGCGAGCUGGGCUAUAUACAAGGUUCACGUAUGUAUUGUUUUCUUGUUGAAAAGCCUGUCUAUGUGCUUAAAAGAAUCGUUUCAAUUCUGUUUUAACUCAACAGAAAGUUUGCCUUAUGACCAGUGCGCUCAAGAUGUGUACCUAGAGUGCGGCAGAGAGUUCAGGGAAGUUUUACAGAGUUACCCUGAUGGCUUCAGACCGAGUGAAUUGUGUUUUGUCUUCGUUCAUGAGGGAAACUGCAACACAAGGGAGGCCCAAAAGAGGAAUUGCGGUGAAUCCGCUGUAUUGAACCGGUUCAAACUUAAUUCAUUUAAGGCAGCUGGAGUCGUUCUGCCCGCUUUGUGUUCUCUGCCUGACAAAGCAAAGCGAGGCAAUUAG
Porites evermanni is the source of this 3995-nucleotide messenger RNA. Lineage: Eukaryota; Metazoa; Cnidaria; Anthozoa; Scleractinia; Poritidae. The record is from the annotation of a GenBank genome assembly.